UUGCAGUUCCCUGUAUUUUUCGUUACAAUUAUCUUUGGAAUAUCUGACGUAACAGCACAGUGUCCAGGUGGCCUCGCUCUGCAAUGCUCAUGUCGGGAUAGAUAUGUGGACUGUAGCUUCCGGAAUCUUUCAGCUAUCCCAUCAUUCCCUGCAGAUCCUUAUUUUGCCUCGUCAUAUGACUACCUCGACCUUUCCCUUAAUCGCAUUUUGAAUAUCCAUUCACACCAAUUUAGAGGCACCCGUUUCAAACAAAUUUACCUUAAAGGAAACAACUUGCAGAAUAUUUCUUUCGGGGCCUUUGAAGAUUUGGAAAACACCCUCUUGGUACUUAAUUUGAGCAACAAUAAACUCAGAAAUUUGCCAUUAUCAUUAGGGGAUUUACAUUCAUUAGAAACCUUAGAUAUUACCCACAAUCCUAUGACGCGUGGUACAGAUCAUACAGAAAGUGUGAUGCGCGCGCUUGGGGAUACCCUUAUUGACCUCAAGAUUGGAAGUGAAUCCCUCACAUCAUGGCCGACUUCAUUGCACCACCUACCGAUACUUAACAGACUCACUGUCGACAGUCUUAGUCGAUUUAUUCGAGACAUUGGUCCUGAAAGUUUUCAUGGAUUUGAAACCACGCUUCAAUAUCUGACCAUUAAAAACACCUAUUUACUGGCAGUGCCAAUUGCAGUCAGCAAACUAAAAAAUCUUAAAGAGCUGCACUUUGAUCAAAAUCCUUACGUCACUGACAGGGGAGUUUUGAUACAGGCUUUUCCGUUAAACUCUCCUUACUUGCAGACUUUGUCAUUAAAUGGGGAUGCCCUUACCAAAUUCCCCAGAGUAUUAAGAUACCUACCAGCAUUGAGAAAUUUUAGUCUGGAUGAUAAUAAUUUGAGAUAUCUCAGUGAUCUGAAUGUCGGGGAUUUAAGAACCGUUACAAAUUUAACUCUUAGGAACUGUUCUCUUUUGCGAGUCCCUGCAGCACUUGCUAAAAUUCGGUAUUUGAAAGAUUUGGAUUUAUCCUCUAACACAAUUGCAACUAUUGACACAAAUGAUAUGAAGGAUCUCCGUUACCUAGAAAACUUUAUUCUACAGAAUUCUUCUUUGAAAUAUAUAUCCGAGAAUGCGUUUGGCAGAGUACCAAGAUUGAAGACCUUAGAUUUCAGAUCUACACAACUGACGUCAGUACCUAAGGCAAUCAACAAAGUCUGGCCAUGUUUGGAAAAAGUGCUUCUUGAUGAGAACAAGGUGGAUUGUAUGUGCGAGACACUGGUGUGGCUUAGAGAAAAGAGAGAUACGUGUGUAGCAGAUGCAUUUCCAAUUAAAAUUCAAGGUCAUUGUGAUACAAUUCAUGACACAGUAGAGCAUUAUAUAGAAGAAUACAUCCCGAGAUGUCCCGAGUAUAAAGAACUGCAUAAUAUUCCACCCUAUAACCGUACAAUAUAGCAAGCAUUCGC
Molecule: messenger RNA, 1439 nt
Organism: Saccostrea cuccullata (small rock oyster)
Lineage: Eukaryota; Metazoa; Mollusca; Bivalvia; Ostreida; Ostreidae
Product: leucine-rich repeat-containing protein 15-like
Exons: 1
Cellular component (GO): plasma membrane
Molecular function (GO): protein binding
Source: RefSeq, a predicted model, not a curated record